Messenger RNA from Carassius carassius (crucian carp), 2952 nucleotides. It is a transcript of the gene carf, whose product is annotated as calcium responsive transcription factor. Gene Ontology annotation, molecular function: DNA-binding transcription factor activity, RNA polymerase II-specific; RNA polymerase II cis-regulatory region sequence-specific DNA binding. Gene Ontology annotation, cellular component: nucleus. The coding region runs from base 683 to 2686 and encodes 667 amino acids. The transcript has 13 exons. The record is from RefSeq and is a predicted model, not a curated record. Lineage: Eukaryota; Metazoa; Chordata; Actinopteri; Cypriniformes; Cyprinidae. Gene Ontology annotation, biological process: regulation of transcription by RNA polymerase II.
ACGCGUUUUUCGACGCGAGGAAUCCUGGACGAAGACGAGGUUGAGUAGACUCGUUUUCAAUUUUGCGUCGUUCCUGUAUAUAAAGCCUGGGCUCGACCGUGUCCCGUUCAUCGGGAAGCGCUGUCACAGCGCGGUGACUCAAGAAGAUGAUUUCUGUUCAGUCUAACGCUAGAGCCCUGUCUGUUUUCUGUCUUGUAUACGCUGUUUUCAUGAAACUGCUGCGCUCGCGAGCACUGAUCCAAUAUGGCGUUUGUUUUAAAAUGAUGUUAAUUUGUCCCGUUUGUAUAACGUUGACGGUGUUUAUUCCGUAAAGCAGAAUUACAGUAUCGAUAUAUUAUAUUACUCUCAAGCAUAAAAACACUACAAAUUACUGCCUAAAAUGAAAUAUUAUUAAGGUCAAUGAGUGGUUUCAAAAUAAUCCAUGGCAGAUUCUUUUGUUGCUGCUAUUCAUGUAAUCAAAACAUUGCACUUAAACUUAAAAAUCUGCAGAGAUGGCCACUGUUAAAAAGAAAUAUAGCUUAACAUAUACUUGAAUUAAAUGUGGCUAGCUUUGUAGAUAUCUAAAAAGUUCAGUUUGACACCAGUCAAAAUAAUUUUCUCAAAAAUAUUGCACCAUAUUAAUAACCUAAAUCCAUGCAGACUUGAUUUGGAGUGCUGCGUAUGUCUGUCAGAUUGAGAACCAAUGGAGGAGGAAGAGAGAGAUGUGGAGGGUGUUUUUCAGUCUGAAGAGAGAGAGGAUGGACUGCAAUGUGACAAAAACCCAAAAGCUGAAGAAAAUGCAACUGUACAAGAGCUCGCACCAGUCAUUCCAGCCUCAGAAACUGAAGCAGCCAAUCAGAAGCCUCCCACUGUCCCCAUGCAAAUGGACAACUUAAUUAUAGUUGACCAAAAUGGACAACCUAUUCAGUAUGAUCGGUUGGUGAUUGUGACAGGGGGGAAUGGACCAUUAUAUGGUGUCCCAUCUGUGUCUAUGGGGGCCGCUCAAAUGUUACUACCUCAUGGUCAGCUGUUGAAUGUCGCAAAGUCAUCAGGUGUCUUUGUGGAGAAAAGACAGCAGACAAUAACAUCAAUAAAAGACAGUGAUGGCACUCAUAGUGUAGCUGCAGUGGCAGCUCAGAAUGUCACUGAUAUUAAAAUUCAGAGGAAAAGUCCUCCUGAUGUAUUUGAGCCUCCAGUGAAGCCACUUCCACCAGGGGCACCAAACUGGGCUCUGAGACUGCGCCGGUGUGAGAAGAUCGGUGACUCGUACCGUGGUUACUGUAACACAGAGGCAGAGCUGGAAGCCAUUCUGCUUCUACACAAGCAGCAGACCCACAGCGUGUUUGGCACCCGUCAGUCUCCCUCACCGGCUAAACCUGCCACCAGACUCAUGUGGAAAUCACAGUAUGUGCCAUACGAUGGCAUUCCCUUUGUUAAUGCAGGAAGCAGAGCAAUUGUGAUGGAAUGCCAGUUUGGUCCACGGAGGAAGGGCGUUCAACCUAAAAAAGGGUCUGAGCAAGAAACAAAUCAAAACAUCCUCUAUAAAGCCACCUGCCCUGCCAGAAUAUAUAUCAAAAAAGUACGAAAAUUCUUGGAGUACAAGGUUCCAACAGAUCCCAAAGUUGACAAGAAGGUAGUGCGGCAAGAGCAGGAGAAAGCCUUCUUCAACCUCAAGAAGACUUUAUGGGAUGUUGGAGGCAUUGUAAGGUAUUACAUCCAGCUCCCCACAGAGAACGCCCACCUGUACCACGACAUGGACACUGCAGACCUGCCUCCUCUUCCAGAGCAGAUCUGCUUCACAGAGGAACAACAAAAUGAAGAGGAAGACACAGAGGAGCUGGAUGUCCUGAUGGAAGAUGGGACACCCCUACCCUCUCGACUACACCCGCUCGUAGCAGAGAAGAUCUGUGAGCUGGUGGCACAAGGUCAUAACGAGGUUUACACUGUCCGCAAGCAGCUCAGGUAUGACUUCGAUGCUUUCAAAUCUCCUCGCUUUCAUUUGCUGAACAACUAUUUACUGUCGCGUUGUGAACACCCUGACAGGAGGUUUGUGGAACGUGAGAUGUUCAGAUCGGAGGAAGUGCCUGAGAGACACAAUCUGUGUUUCUUUCCCACUGUCAUUGACAUCAAGAACCACAUCCACGAGGCUCAGAAAGCUCUUCAGAUGACUACGGGACCACUGGCUACCUCAGACACAGAAUGGAAAGCAGAUGCUAAUAACUUGCUUCCGGAGACUUUGACCUUGGCCCUGACUCCUGCUACUGUGGGCGUAUCCUCUCAGAAGGAAGGGCUCCUGGAAGGAAGUGACACUCUUUCUCCAGAAGCUGUGCAGCUCUUCAGCUCUCUCUCAUCACUGCAGCCCAAGAUCUUUGCACAUCUCCAGGCAAUCCAGCUCCAGCCUGCCUUGUGUCCCGUGGAAGAAACUGUUCAACCUACAACAGCACCAGCAGAAGCCCAAGAGCUGUCCAGCCCUGCGCCCCCACAGCCUGUCCUGCUGAGUCCGUCCCACUUCCUGCAGUCGAGUCCCAGUGCUGGUGAAAGCACAGCUGCGUGUGACGGCAUGAGUCAGCUGGUAAACGUGGCCUCGGCCGCUGAAGGUGACAUCACACAGAUCCUGUUGGAGGACGGACAGGCCAUUCCUGUGCAGGUUGUGGAGCCUGCAAGCAUAACUUUGAGUCCCUCAGCGGACCAAACUCCAGUUAAAUAGGAGGGUGGAUGUGUUGGUGGAUGUGUCGGCUGGAAAUACAACAGUGGAAAAAGAAAACAACAUCCUGAGCUCUUUGAUCACUGGAGGAUUCAUUCAUUGUAUCAUAUACAGUAUUACGUGAACAUGGACUUUUAUGCAAUAUUGAUAAUGUAGUAGUAUUAUUUUUUACAUUUCCCAUUAUUGACAUUUUUAUUUAUUAUGGUGACAGCAAGAAAAAAAAGGAAUUUCUCAUUAAGUCUAACUGAAUAAAUGAGACCAAAAUUAAA